Cryptotermes secundus is the source of this 948-nucleotide messenger RNA. RefSeq lists its product as uncharacterized. Lineage: Eukaryota; Metazoa; Arthropoda; Insecta; Blattodea; Kalotermitidae. The transcript has a single exon. The coding region runs from base 1 to 948 and encodes 315 amino acids. The record is from RefSeq and is a predicted model, not a curated record.
AUGGCCGUGCGGCUCCCGCCGUUCUGGCCCGAGAGACCAGCCGUGUGGUUCGCCCAGGCCGAGGCGCAAUUCACCUUGGCUUACAUUAACAGCGAGCGGAUCAAGUUCUGCCACGUCAUCUCACAGCUGGACCACCGAUACGCCACAGAGGUGGAGGAUAUCAUCACCUCUCCACCCGAACAAGGCCCCUACAACCUACUGAGGACCGAGCUUGUGAGGCGGCUAUCCUCAUCGCCAGAGCAGCGCUUCCGGCAACUCCUCACGGUCAAGGAAAUUGGCGACCGUAAGCAGUCCAAGUUCCUGAGGUACCUCAAAAGUCUCGCACCAGACGUGUCUGGUAACGUCAUCCGAAGCGUCUGGACCAGACGGCUGCCCCGUAAUGUACAGAGCUUCCUCGCCGGCCAGACCGAGAGCAACUCGGAGGCCGCAGUCCUCUGUGGGGACCGCAUCUCCGAGGUCGAAGUCCAGCCAGGGCUCGCUGGCGUUGAUGAACCCACGGACAUCGGCACACUUCGGCAGGAGAUCGCUCAACUCUCCCGCCAAGUGGCUGCACUCAGCACCGAACAGGACCGCUUCUACCCCCGCUUCAGUGAGUCCGACAACAAACCGAGAGACAGAGGCUCCAGUCCCAAGCGUUCCCGCCCCGCCUUCAACAACCACCGGCCCGGCAGCAGAUCCCUCUCCCGGGGCACACUGCAUCCAGUAUCUGCUGGUACCACCGCCGCUUCGGCGCUCGGGCACAAAACUGUACUCCGCCCUGCUCCUACCGCCAGCAGGGAACCUGACGCAGCAGACAUCAUCGGUGGCACAUGUCUCACCUACGACAACAGACCGCCUCUUCAUAACAGACAGAGUCAGGAAACGGCAGUUCCUAGUCAACACGGGUUCGGACCUCUAUGUAUACCCCCGCAGGCUCGUCCAUCGACGAAUGGAACGUACCAACUAUGA